This is a messenger RNA of Cylas formicarius (sweet potato weevil), 2255 nucleotides long. RefSeq lists its product as uncharacterized. The transcript has 11 exons. The record is from RefSeq and is a predicted model, not a curated record. Bases 103 to 2145 code for a protein of 680 amino acids. Gene Ontology annotation, cellular component: membrane. Gene Ontology annotation, molecular function: calcium ion binding. Lineage: Eukaryota; Metazoa; Arthropoda; Insecta; Coleoptera; Brentidae.
ACGGGACACUCGAAGCAAACUCAUUAAAAGAAAAUUACCUCGGCGUUUUUGUCACUUUCGGGGAAAUUUUUUAUUGCGCUUUAAUAAAAUCAUCUGGCAAUAAUGAAGAUGUGGCGCGUCAUUUACAUUCUAGUUGUUUGCGCUGGAAGCUUUGCAGAUGCGCAAGAAUGCUCAAUAGAUGGCGGUGACGUAUCAGUGUCCCUCACAAUUGACGACACUCACGUAAAUGAAGUAAUGUUUACUGGACUGGCAACCGGAAUUACCGGCGUGUCGCUUCUCUCCCUAUAUGUUUCCGAUUCUGCAGUAGAAAAAACCAUGGCGAUGUCUUACUUCAACUACAGUCUAGAUGGAAAUUUUACUCUGAGUACCACCAAAGAAUUCUCAAACGUCGACCAAGACUCUUACACCGCAGGACAAAACUUGGCUAUCAGUCUGGCUUUUAUUUUCGAAUGUCAAGUUAUCAGAGACCCGCCUCUCAGUUUGGCUUUUUUUGUAACGGUGUUGGACACGAAUAAUCACCCGCCUGAGUUUUCCGCGAACAUAUUCGAGUUUAACGUGCCUAUGCCCAUCAUGCCUAAAAUGGAUUUUUCAUUGUAUGGAUCAACGGUCGUAGAAGCUACGGAUAUCGAUUUUUCCAACACCUUGAUAAGUUUUAUGGUGGAACCCGAUGACUUCGAAGUCGGUGGAUUUCAAACUGGCAACAAGUCGUUCACGGCAACUUUUAGUGCCAGAUCGCUGAUGUGGCUAUCCCAACCAAAAACAUAUACCAUUGUGGCGACGGAUGCUGGGAAAAUUCCAGGACCAUUGUCAACCAACGCCACACUAAUUAUAACGGUAGACCAGAGUGCAGGUCUGGACAUACCCUCGUUUUCAAGGGCCACCUAUGCAUUUACGUAUUCCGAAACCACUGGGUCGCUGAGUUCAGAUGAAAGCAUCGUUGCCGUUACCAACAAGGUCGACAAGAUUGACAACGUUGGCUUGAACGGAUUGUACGCUUCGUAUUUUCAAGCAGAUCGACAGGGUGAAACGUUUACUAUAAGGAUCAACAGCCGUUUGCCAAUUAAUACCGAGUAUCCUAUAAUAUUGACGCUGAAUUUCCAAACAGACGUACUUGCAAGUACUACACUAAUAAUUGCCCUAGAAGCCGUCGAAUUGGACAGCCCCACAUUUAGUAAAGAUUUCUACAGAUUCAAUUAUGUUCGUGAAGCCUUUCAGAUACAAGCAAUCGACGGACCGGUCAUCUUAUUCACUUCAAAACCGGAUGGUGUAUCAAACUUAACUUUAACCGGAGAAUAUGCGCAGUAUUUCAUUUGCACUUUAGUGGAAAAUGAUCAACAGACUAUUAAGGUGGUACCUUCCGACGUUGUCUUGCCUGAGACUUCUGGAAGCGUAAUUCCUUUAGAGUUAAGCUUGACGACUGAUGCGCUUGCAAAAACGACUUUAAUCGUAACGAUAGAAGAGAAAGCUUCCUCUCAGCUAUAUUUUGCUACGGUAUUCUACACCUUUGAGUACAAGAUUGUCGACGGCCAACCCAUAUUAAACUCAACAGAUGGAAACAUCUCGAUAUAUGCCUCAAAUCCAGAGGAUGAAGUUAAUGUCACAUUCGAUGACGGAUUGGAAUACGUAGAAUACUUCAGCGUUAUAAAGCAAGGAUCCGGGUUUCAUUUACAGCUGCUUCGGCCUUUACCUUCUGACGCGUUAGAGACAAAAUCAAGCAUCGCUCUGAAGCUAGUUGCUCAAAACAGUGAAGGAAAUAUAGCUUAUGCAACUGCGAUUAUUAAUCUACCUGCAAGUGAUGUUGCGACGGACAAUUCCGCUUUCAAUGCGAAUAUUUACAUGGCUGCAGUAAUAGUCCUCUGUAUCCUGCUGCUUGCUGUGGUUAUGGUUGCUCUAUAUCUAUGGUGCCUCAAAAGACGGUUAUCACUAUAUGUCAAAUUGAUGGAGUCUUCCAUGGUCAAAGACGUACUACUAGGAACACCUAAACAAAAUAUAAGACCUUCAGGUACAAUGAUAGACGCAGUUCCAGGAGACCAAACCACGAACAGUGGCGUUACGUAUCGAAGUGAAUACAGAAUGCCUAUAAGAGAUAACAGGGCUGUUGAAAUUUUAUCCGUUGAUUUAAAACGUUUAAACGCAGAUAGGUGAACUAUUCACUGAAGUCCAAGGACUAUGCAGAGUAAUUUAUUGGAACAACGGGUAAAGAGACAAUCGAAUAUUCGAAGACGAUUAAUUUAUUAUAUUUUUUUUGGUGUAGC